Messenger RNA from Phytophthora nicotianae INRA-310, 2163 nucleotides. RefSeq lists its product as hypothetical. Gene Ontology annotation, molecular function: protein binding. Bases 1 to 1350 code for a protein of 449 amino acids. Gene Ontology annotation, cellular component: endoplasmic reticulum. Gene Ontology annotation, biological process: macroautophagy. The record is from RefSeq and is a predicted model, not a curated record. The transcript has 10 exons. NCBI's taxonomy places the organism in Eukaryota, Oomycota, Peronosporomycetes, Peronosporales, Peronosporaceae.
AUGUCGGACGCCUUUAGCGCUGGCUUCCGCGAGUUCUGCGGUGGCGUACAGCACGCUGUAUCGCUGCACCGCAUCUUGCUCUUCUACCUCAAGUCUCGCCUCAUCUGUGUGUCCAGCGUUAAGUGCUUCGUGCUCAAUGGUCUUAUCUUCCUGGGAAGUAUCUACUUCUUUGACCAGGCGGUGAUCCCGGUGAUCCACAUGUUUGGAGAGCUGUUGCAUCGUUCUUUUUCCUACGGGACGACAACUCAAGUGGAUGAUGUACGGGAUCGAGUAGAUGGCUUCGUGUUCCUAUUGUACCAGGUGUUGUGGAUGUACCCGAUCUACUGUAUCAGCUUCAUCCUGAACACUAUUUGGUACCAAGAAAUUGCCGAUGACGCGUACAUGCAGCUUCAUGGCAAGCCGUCGCCGACCCCAGUGACCGAUAUGAUUCGGGAUGAGAUGUACCGAGCAAUUCUCGUGGCCUUCUUUCUGUUGCAGACUGUACUGUCUUACUUAAUACCGGUCGUUGGGCCUGCGACGAGCUUCAUCCAUUUAAGCUGGCUGUAUUCGCUAUACUGCUUCGAGUACAAGUGGUCCUUGGCAGGCUGGAGUCUUGAGCGGAGACUGGCGCAUUUGGAGCAGAACUGGGCAUACUUCGCAGGAUUUGGGAGCCCGUUCACACUUGCCACUUUCUUUGUGCCAAACUUCGUGAGUAAAGGCAUCUUCGCUCUGCUCUUUCCGGUGUUUUUAUUGCUAGCAAUAGCAUGUGACCCUGUUUCAGAAGGCAACGAAGCAUCUAAAAAGCUGCCGAUUUUCCGGUUUUCACGGUGGUGGAGCUUGCAGUUGCUGCGUCGGAUUGGAAAAGCAACAGGAGAAAAAGUCUUGUUGCCAACCAAGAGCGCGAGAAACCCGAGCCAAACGAUGCCAGAAGCGUAUACCGUGUCGAAGAUGCUCUCCACUAUCAACGAAGUCAUGGCUCCAGUGGCUACUGAUUUAUGCGGGUCUGUGACCUUGCAGCGAAAAACGGAGAAUGGCAUCAUGCUCAACACGUCGGAGAAAGAGAUUGCUUACCUGGACACGAAGGCUAGAGUGAAGCACUCAGCGCAGCAAGUCGCUCAACUGGACAAGUCAGCUAAGGUACAUUGGGUAGCAACUCAGCGGCAAGCCGGGAACGACGCUUUCCACAAAGGAAACUAUCAUCAAGCAGCAGAAGCUUACAUCCAGGCACUUACUGCGCUGGAUUUCGGCUCCACUACAGAGGAGAAGAUCGCUUGCCAACAAAAGCUGCAGAUUCCGCUCACAUGCAACUUAGCAGCAUGUAUGCUAAUGAUGGAGGUGGCUCUGGGACUUGUAUCUUGUCAUCGUGUAUAGUGGGCUUGCUUUAAUACGGUUUGUGUUGUUGUGUUGUCAGCAAUGGGAAAAAGCUCGAUUGAUGUGCGACCAAGUCCUUGCAAUAGAUCCCAAAUGCGUUAAAGCACUCCAACAGCGCGCGAAGGCCAAAGCGAAGCUCUACAACUUUGACGAUGCCCGUGCUGAUAUUUCACGUGCAAAGCAAAUUGUUCGUGGCCCAUCAACAUCGCUUGAUGCCAGUGAUCAACUUGUCGAUCGAUUUGACAAGCAGUUAGAAGAUAUUUCACGAGCUGAAUUAAGGCACAAACACCGUCUUCAGCAGCAGAAACACUUUCAGAAGAAGAUGAUGAAGGAGGCCGUGGGGAAACUCUACAAAGAUAAGAAGGAGGUCGAUUGUGCCCCGGCUUCUGGUACUGCCUCACAGCAGCAGCAUAAGUCUUUCCUCACUUUUAUUGAAGCUGCUCUGUCUUGCAAUCGCUGGAACGCCGGGGUGGGGUGGGUUCUAGCUAUGCUUUCCAUAGUCAUCAACGCGGUUUCACGUGUUCUGGUUGCUACGCGGGGUAAAGUUAAAAUGUCGUAAGGUAUCUUGACUGCACGGGGUGGAGUUACAAGAACUGCCGUGAAAUUGUCGGUGCAGUGAACUUGGAGUUGAUCUGUUUCGCCGCCGAGAUCAUGCGCUCUGCGUCGUCCCCAGACAUUCCCCGGCGAACUGCAAGGUCUCGGUCUCUGCAUUGUAAGGGUAAAAGUUUAUGAGAAAAAUAUCUAAUUCGCUCCAGUGAAGUUGCAUUUACAAACCUGUUCCAUCCACCGACGCUCUGGGUGGAUCCUACUCCA